AUGACUACCCUAGAGAAGAUAUGGGGUAAGCUCUUCGAGGAUGGGAAACCAACGAAGAGGCUGGGCCAAUUUCUGCGGGGGAUCGCGCUUCACUUGAUUGAGGACUACCCACCAGGAAACACCCUUGUCGUUACGCCGGAAAAAAUGCAGAGGUUCUAUCGGGAGACUGCAGUCCCAGGGGAUAACUACCCUUGGCAUGACAUAUUUGAUGAUCGCACUUCAUCCAUUUCACGAUUGUUCCGCGGGGUACAGGCGGAGCAUCAUCUCGUUCAACUAGAUAAUCUGAAGGAGCGACCGGAUGUCCCCGGCCUCACCCCGAAGGGCUUUGAACGAUGGGCCACGAUUAUGAUACAAUGCCACCCAGACCGAGAAUAUGAGCGGUUACAAAAGGCCGUGCUGCACAUGCCGAUCAGCAAUCCGGAUGACCGAAAAGAAAGGUUUCCCAAAGAAAUCCCCCGGCGACUCUUUCCCGACGUGGCGGAUCUCCAACUUCGUCAAGAAACUGGGGACUAUAUCAUUGAGCACUGUGGUGUUAAUCUGCCUCGUAUUACCGAUGAGGAGCGUGCGCAAGCACAGCAUGCCAAAAAGCCAGACACCUCUAGUUCUGCAUCAAAUGGCACCGCGAAUAUCCCUGCGAGCAAUGGCACAAGUCCGCUAGAGCGAACCCACUCCUACGAGCGAGGAAGGCCCCGAGCAACAGUCUCCACGUCUGCUAUAAUCGACGAUGAGGAGGACGUGGUCUCGUCUACGCCCAUUGAGCGGGAAAGAAAGCCGUACUCUGCGAAUCCAGGCCUUGGAAAGGUUUACGACGAGGGCAACGGCCCACGGAGUAGUACAACCUCUUUCUCAACAUCUCGCCCAGAGCCCUCUGGAUCGGGUCACAGGGCCCAAGAAAAAUACGAUCGAGGUCGGGAGUCGCUCUAUGGACGCUCUGGAUCUGGCGCUACAUCCAGCCGCAGAUUCUCGAGGGGCUCCCGGAGCUCUUCGCGCAGUGUGAAGAACCGUGCGGGUGACUAUCGGCACUCAGCGAGCGAGCUGCUGGAAAGGGACCACGCGCCUCGCUACAGCAGUGAUUUCUACUCAGAGUCUCCAGUCUCACUAACGACUGAUGCGGAUGAUUCAAGGAGACACCGGGGUAGUGCCGUGUACCGCAACAGCCGAGAUGGUGAAGAAUAUUAUCGGGGUAUGGCUGGUGGACAGGGUGGAGGACCAGUUGAUUACAAGUACUAUCAUUGA
Molecule: messenger RNA, 1236 nt
Organism: Penicillium chermesinum
Lineage: Eukaryota; Fungi; Ascomycota; Eurotiomycetes; Eurotiales; Aspergillaceae
Exons: 3
Coding region: 1-1236 (411 amino acids)
Source: RefSeq, a predicted model, not a curated record